Molecule: messenger RNA, 2286 nt
Organism: Sardina pilchardus (European sardine)
Lineage: Eukaryota; Metazoa; Chordata; Actinopteri; Clupeiformes; Clupeidae
Gene: nr1i2
Product: nuclear receptor subfamily 1, group I, member 2
Exons: 9
Coding region: 195-1448 (417 amino acids)
Biological process (GO): negative regulation of transcription by RNA polymerase II; cell differentiation; positive regulation of transcription by RNA polymerase II
Molecular function (GO): RNA polymerase II cis-regulatory region sequence-specific DNA binding; zinc ion binding; nuclear receptor activity
Source: RefSeq, a predicted model, not a curated record
GUGAGGACUGGUUUACACAUUGACUGCCUGACAACUUUGCGUCCUUGUUUUUCCGUCGCCCUGGUCAAGAUAUGUCGACGCAAUGAAAGAGAAAACGAACUCAUAGGCAUGUCUUAAAGGCAGCUGUCAUCGUGCAUCUGGAUGAUUAUGCGUAUGAAUCAAGCUAUGCGGUGUUUCUCUUCAGGGGGGUCGAGAUGAGUGAGGAGGAGGAGCAGCUUCAGGCGAAGGGCUCUGAGGAGGAGGAGGAGGAGGGGGAGGAGGAAGACGAGGAGUCUAAAAUAUGCCAGGUGUGCGGGGAUCAGGCCAACGGCUACCACUUCAAUGCAAUGACCUGUGAAGGUUGCAAGGGCUUCUUUAGACGGGCUAUGAAGAGGCCAGCCACCUUCCGCUGCCCUUUCCAGAAGAAUUGUGUCAUCACCAAGAACAACCGGCGGCAGUGCCAGGCCUGUCGCCUGCAGAAGUGUCUCUCCAUCGGCAUGAGGAAGGAGAUGAUCAUGUCGGACCAGGCGGUGGAGGAGCGGCGCUGGAAGAUCAAGAGGAAGAGGCUGAUGGCCGAGCCCAUGCUGCUGUCGACCCAGCAGGAGAAGCUCAUCCUGGAGCUGAGCACGGCUCUGGAGCAGACCUUUGACCGCACCUGCUCCAGCUUUCAUCAGUUCAGCCCCCUAGAUAGGAAUGCAGACUCAGUCAACAACCAAACACAGCAGAGCUCUACGUCUAACUCGGUGGCGUCAGAAGAGAGUGACCGCAACUCUAGCUCCGAAGGUCCAGGCUCCUCGUCCUCAUCCUCAUCUUCGUCUUCGAGCUCCGUGACGUGUGACACUGGGCAGGCGCCAGGCGAGAAGAAAACGGUCUUCACCUCGCUGUCGCACGUCAACGACCUCAGCACAUACAUGAUCCAGAACGUCAUCAACUACGCCAAGAUCAUAAACGCCUUCAGGGCUCUGACGAUCGAAGACCAGAUCUCGCUACUCAAAGGAGCCACGUUUGAGAUAGUGCAGAUCCGCUUCAACAGGCUCUUCAACGUCAAGACGGGUAUCUGGGAGUGCGGCACCCUGCACUACUGCAUGGACGAUGCCUUUCGGGCGGGUUUCCAGCCCCACCUGCUGGACCCUCUGUUGAAGUUCCACUACACACUGCGGGGCCUUGAGCUGCAUGAUAUUGAGUACACGCUAAUGGAGACCAUCUCCCUCUUCUCCCCAGACCGCCCUGGGGUCACAAACCGUGACGUCAUCAGCUGUUACCAGGAGAACCUGGCCGUCACCCUGCUGACGUACAUCGAGUCCAAGAGGACGGACAGUGAGAAACACCUGCUGUUCCCAAAGAUCAUGGCGUGCCUGACGGAGAUGCGAACAAUGAACGAGGAGUACAGCAAGCAGGUGAUGCAGAUUCAGGACAUCCAGCCAGAGUUGUCCCCACUCAUCCUGGAGGUGGUCAGCCAAGACAGCUAACUAUGGCGACCGCUAGCCGCUCCGACAGCUAGCUCAGAUAAAUGACAGCUGUUGCAUAGAGGACACUGGAACGCUGUCUCUCUCUCUCACUCACACACACACACACACACACACACACACACACACACACACACACAAGCACUGUACAAAACUGGGAUGGAGAUUAUUUGGAAUGACCUAGCUGCCUAAUGUAGACAUUGAACAAAACCUCAACUUAACUUUGAAUUUUUACCUCAACAAUACUUUUAGUGUGUCCUUGUUCAGAGAUGAGGUGACAUAAGUGCUCAACUCUGGAGCAAACAAUACUUUAUUGACAUGCCAUGGACCCAGACACAGACCCAGACACACACAGACACACACAGACACACACACACACACACACACACAGACACACACACACACACACACACACACACACACACACACACACACACACACACACACACACACACACACACACACACACACACACACAAAUACCAAUCCAAUGCUGCUAUGGAAUCUAAAGGGAUCACAUUAAAUACCACUGGAGGUUGUCAUCAGCACAAGUAAUCUUUUUGAAUGUGGAGGAUUCAGGCACUGGGAACAAAUUCAAAACAAAAACCACUGAAGCCUCAUAACAUUUUGUAUGAAAUUUCCUUACAGGAGAUGCCCAUACUAACAAGACAAUCCAGAGAUCAUGGGAUUGAUUUGAAUAAGAUCGAAACCCUAUACUAUGCUAUGCUUACAAAAUGUGGCAGUGUACAGAUACUGUAUGAACUUGAACUAAAUUGUACAUGUAUGUAUGUAUGGUUAAUGUUCGCCUACUGUAUGCUCUGUCUAAAGAUUUUUAUCUGAA